Molecule: messenger RNA, 2983 nt
Organism: Spodoptera exigua (beet armyworm)
Lineage: Eukaryota; Metazoa; Arthropoda; Insecta; Lepidoptera; Noctuidae
Source: the annotation of a GenBank genome assembly
CGCGGGUAGUCUUCAGUCAUCUAGCAAAGCUCGGUGCGUGCGGUUGUCUCGUGUGUGUCGAACAUUUAUCGAAUUUUCACGUACGGAGCUGAACUUUUGAUGUGACUGUGUCAAAGUGUUUGUGUUAUUCAACUUUUGGUGACGUUUAGUGUAGUAAACUGAUAUAUUGAAGGCUGUAGUGACUUUCAGUGAGAUUGCAGAUCCUUGGUGCGGGAUUUGUGUUCAUUCCGAGAAGUUGAAACUAAUGGAUCCCAAUAAGAGCAGUUGAGUUUGUCGGUGAAACAUGAGUCUCGCCGCCAUUGCGUUUUGGCGCGAAAUGCCAAUCGCGGUCAUCUUCCUACUGGCAACGGUGUGUCUCGCUACAGCCAGAGAUAUUGUAUUGGACCAAAACUUUUCGCAUACAGAAGUGGCAGUAAACGAGCGAUUACGAUUGACGUGUGGUCUGAAGCCGAGCGUUGAGAAAUCUUCCGUGCUUUGGUACAAAGAUGGAGUGCUCAUUGACACCCAGAGAAGCAGAUUAGUGCAGACGAAACAGUGGUUGAGGAUAAAAUCAUUCAGACCCAAAGAUGUAGGAGUAUAUUCAUGCAAAGUCGACAAUGAUGAUGCCAAAGAAUUUUCAUUAAGAAUCAGCCAAAAACACAAUACUCAAGAUUUUGAAGGUUUCCAAGCCGAUAUGGGAGAAAGUGUACCUCCAGAAAGCCUUUCACAAAUCAGAACGGCAGCUUUAGUAGACAAUAAUACGCUUGAAGAAAACGCAACUGAUAGCAAACGAUAUAGUAAAGACGACGAUCCAGAUGAAAAAGGGGAGAAAGAUCAUCCAAAUUACGGACAUAUAGAUGAGAAACAAGAAUAUUUUCCGCCUCGAUUCAAGCAUCCCACGAAAUUAUAUAACAUGGAUAUGAAACCUGCAGGGAACUCCAUAAGAAUCCGAUGCGCUGCAGAAGGGAACCCUACGCCGAACAUAACUUGGUACAAAAACAAAAGUACACCAAUAUCUAGGAUGUUCUUCCAGCCAUCGUAUGGAAAGUGGUCGAUGGGUAUGGAGGAGUUGACCAAAGCUGACAAUGGAAAUUAUACUUGUGUCGUUUGUAAUAUACUUGGCUGCAUUGAGCAUACACUGGCUCUGCAUGUUCAAGAGCGUCUUUACGCGAAGCCUGUCCUGACAGCAGGGGCAGACAACCAAACUGUGUUGGUUGGGGAAACUGCUCGUUUCAGUUGUCAGUUUCUCACUGACAUGCAUCCGUCAGUCUAUUGGAUGUACUUUACAAGAGACGAGAACAUCAACAAUGUUACGGUUGACCCCUCCGAUGUUAAGCUCCAACAGACUAUGGUCUACUACGACAAAAAUAAAGUAGUCACGAGUGAAAAUCCGGAAGACAAACCAGAACAGCUGACGAUAUACAAUGUAACCAAGGAAGACGAAGGAUGGUACGUCUGUAUAGCUCUCAAUAGCUUAGGAAACACAACGGCUAAGGGAUAUUUGACUGUACUGGAAUCACCCCCAGUACUAGAAGCACCGGAUCACGGAAAACAUACAUUACUGAUAAACAUACUGACAGUAGUCCUUGGAGCCAUGUUCUUCGUAGCUGCCAUCAUAGUGGUGAUGAUUUGCAAGAAAUUGAAGAGGGAAAAGGAACAGAAACAGCUAGCAAUAGAGACUGCAAGGGCUGUGAUAGUGACGCAUUGGACAAAAAAGGUCACUGUUGAGAAACCACAGAUGAAUGGCUCACCUACUGCUACGGGUGAAGCUUUGCUGAUGCCAGUCGUAAAAAUCGAGAAACAGAAGCUGCAACAAGUCCAGAACACGACGAGCGAUUCGAUGAUGAUGUCGGAGUAUGAGUUACCGAUGGACAUCGACUGGGAAGUUCCCAGAGAUUCCCUGUGUAUUGGAAAGGUGCUAGGGGAGGGAGAGUUUGGAAAGGUGGUUAAAGCCGAGUGCAUAGGAAUAUUGAAACCAGGCAUGCAGUCUGUUGUGGCUGUUAAAAUGUUGAAAGAGGGCCACACAGACGCGGAGAUGAUGGCUUUGGUCUCAGAGAUGGAGAUGAUGAAGAUGAUUGGCAAACACGUAAACAUCAUCAACUUGUUAGGCUGUUGCACACAAGACGGACCACUCUACGUCAUCGUGGAAUACGCACCUAAUGGAAACUUGAGAGAGUUCCUAAGGAAUCAUCGACCUGGAAAUAGAUACGAGUCGCCAACAGAAGACUUGAAGGAAAAGAAAACACUAACACAGAAGGACUUAGUUUCAUUCUCAUAUCAAGUUGCUCGAGGAAUGGAAUACUUAGCUUCCAGACGGUGCAUCCACCGUGACUUGGCGGCUCGUAACGUCCUCGUCUCCGACGACUGCAUCCUCAAGAUAGCUGACUUCGGUCUGGCUAAGGAUGUCCACAGCAACGACUACUAUAGGAAGAAGACGGAAGGCAGGCUACCAGUACGAUGGAUGGCACCAGAGUCGCUGUACCAUAAAGUUUUUACCACUCAGACUGAUGUCUGGUCCUUUGGUGUGCUACUAUGGGAGAUAAUGACGCUGGGUGGCACGCCAUACCCUACUGUCCCGGGACAGUACAUGUACCAGCACCUCAGCGCAGGACAUCGGAUGGAAAAACCUCCAUGCUGUAGUCUUGAAAUAUACAUGCUGAUGCGCGAGUGCUGGUCCUUCUCUCCAGGAGACAGACCCUCGUUCACGGAGCUUGUGGAGGAUCUAGACAAGAUCCUUACAGUGACCGCCAACCAAGAGUACCUGGACCUUGGUCUACCACAACUGGACACUCCACCAUCAAGUUACGAUGGCUCAGGAGACGAAAGUGAUAGUGAUUUCCCCUUCAUCAAGUAGACUUUUGGAAGUAGCAAUGAACAGUAUUACUUACAAGUGUAGCAUGUUUUUGUAAGAGGAUUUAAAAAUGUGGUGUCGUAAGUUAUAUUACUGGUGUUGAUAGUCUUUGUAUAUUAUGAUUUCUAAUUAGUGUUUGACCUUGGAUGGAAC